Molecule: messenger RNA, 1020 nt
Organism: Talaromyces rugulosus
Lineage: Eukaryota; Fungi; Ascomycota; Eurotiomycetes; Eurotiales; Trichocomaceae
Exons: 1
Coding region: 1-1020 (339 amino acids)
Biological process (GO): carbohydrate metabolic process
Cellular component (GO): extracellular region
Molecular function (GO): chitinase activity
Source: RefSeq, a predicted model, not a curated record
AUGCAUUUCUCCACAAUUGCUGGUCUCGGCCUCAUGGCCACCACUGCCAUGGCCUACCCUACAGUCCCCAAGCACUCCUUCAGCCGCCGCCAGAACGGUACUGCCAGCGCUGAGACUGUUGUCUACUGGGGCCAGAACGGUGGCGGCGUUGUUGAGAACAACGACCUCUCCAGCUACUGCGGUGCUGACUCUGGUAUCGACAUUCUUGUUCUGUCCUUCCUCUACCAAUGGGGUAACGGUGUCACCACCCCCGCUGGUACCAUCGGCCAGUCUUGCUCCAUCGACACCACUGGUGCGGGCACUGGCUGCGACGACCUCGCCACCGCCAUCACCACCUGCCAGGGCAACGGCAAGAAGAUCAUCCUCUCCCUUGGUGGUGCCUCUGGUGCCUACUCCCUCCAGGGCCAGUCUGAUGCCGAGGCCAUCGGCCAGUCUCUCUGGGACUCCUACGGAAAGAAGGGCAGCGGCAGUGCCCCUCGCCCCUUCGGUGACGCCUUCGUCAACGGCUGGGACUUUGAUCUUGAGGCCAACAGCGGUAACGACAACUACCAGUACUUGAUCGCCAAGCUCCGUGAAAACUUCGCCAGCGACUCCUCCAACACAUACUACAUUACCGGUGCUCCUCAAUGCCCUAUCCCUGAGCCCAACAUGCAGGCCAUCAUCACCAGCAGCCAGUUUGACUACCUCUGGGUUCAGUUCUACAACAACGAGGGCUGCUCCACUGACACUGGCACCAACUACGCUGACUGGGUCUCCAACAUUGCCAACACUCCUUCUUCCGGCGCUAAGAUCGUCAUCGGUGUCCCUGCCUCUGAGCUCGGUGCCACUGGUACUGACUCUGGUGCCAAGUACUACCUUGCUCCCGCCGACCUCGCCACCCUUGUCACCAAGUACAAGGAUGACUCUGCCUUCGGUGGUGUCAUGAUGUGGGCUGCUGGUUUCUCUGACGACAACGUCAACAACGGUUGCACCUACGCCCAGGAGGCUCACAGCAUCCUGACCACCGGCAGCGCCUGCUAA